Molecule: messenger RNA, 1916 nt
Organism: Durio zibethinus
Lineage: Eukaryota; Viridiplantae; Streptophyta; Magnoliopsida; Malvales; Malvaceae
Source: RefSeq, a predicted model, not a curated record
UUUGGCCUUUUGUGCUUUUGUCCAACCCCGGUAAGAAAAAAAGAGCAACAAAAAAGAGAGAGGGAAUCAGAGUGAGACACACACACAGAGAAAAAAGAAAAUAGUAGCUGCUGUUGCUAUUGCCGUCCCUUCUUAUAAGACUUGGAAGAAACCGCUCCUAAACCCCACCUUUGUUUAUCCUCUCUUGCUCUCUCUCAUUCUCGCACUUGAACAAAAAAAAUCACUUUCAAGUUCAGUUCAGUUCUUUUGAGUGUUCCUUCUAACUCUGAGAGCAUGGAUGCUCAGAGAGGUCCUCUUUUUAGCUGGGCUUAUUUCUGUCAAGAAAAGACAAUGGAAGAGCUUAGGCAUUCUCUUUUAUAUACUACUCUGGAGCUGGAACAGACAAGGUUGGCAGUUCACGAGGAGCUGAGAAAGAGAGAAGAUCAAUUGAUUCAACUCAAAGAGUUGCUGAGCAAGGCAAUGAGAGAGAGAGAUGAAGCGCAGGAGAAAUGUCAAAGACUUUUCCUUGAGAAACUCCAGCUUCACCAACAGCAACAGCAACAACAGCAAGUUGCUCCUCGCUCUGGAGUUUCUAGCAUUGAAGAUGAACCCAGAAGAGGAAUUGACUCCAACAAUGGCUUCUCAUCAUCUGAUUGUGAGGAAAGCAUUGUUUCAUCUCCUGUUCUUGACCCCAUUCAACAACCCCAACUGCCACCAGCACCACCACAACCAUCUCAAUCCAUGCCGCAAGCAACCAUAGAACUAGUGCCUGAAAAGCCAUUACCUGAGAAGGGAAAGCUUUUACAGGCAGUGAUGAAAGCUGGUCCACUCUUGCAAACCCUUUUUUUGGCAGGACCACUGCCCCAAUGGAGACACCCACCACCACCACUUGAGUCCUUUCAGAUACCACCCGUGACCAUUCCUUCACCACCACCACCACCACCGCCGCCACCACAACUCGUCCACCUAGACUCCUUGAUCAGCAUUAACGGUUGCAAUACUCUAGACACCUGUGGUAAAGUCAACAGGAAAAGGGGUCUUUAUGAUGGCUUUGAUUAUCCUGCAGAGACCAAGUUCCAAAGAUUAGUUCUCCAUUGACUGCUGCUGCUGCUGCCGCCGCUGCUACUACAACAAGAGUAGUCUAAAUAGUAUUAAUUUCAUAAAAUUUUCCAUUUUUAAACUUAUUAUAGGUUAGUGAGGGUGAAAUUGCAAGGUGGGAAUCAGCCUGUCAGGGUAUGGUGACUGAUCUAGCAUUUUUGUACAGAGGUUUGCUUUAGAGGAGAGAGUCGGAGAGCGCUUUUGGUUCUUUGCUUUUUGCCAAUGUUUUUCGGUGAAGAUUUUUUGUCCUUAUUUCCCAUUGUUUUCUUCAUUUCUUCACAUUUGGUUUUUGCUCCAUGAUGUGAAAGGGAGCUUUGAUUUCUCCAAAAUUGCUGUGGCAUGUAAAAAAACUUAGUAGUAUUACUUCAGCUUUCUGUAGUCUUUUACUAAAGGUGUGUGCUUUGUCAAGUGUGGGAGAAGUGUGGACUGUUUGAGAAUUGAGAAAUUACAGUAAAAUUAAAAAGUUUUUAAGCAGGAAUGGGUGUGGAGUUGUUGAAAAUAAUGGGGAAAAUGGGUAUGGCCAACAACCAAGAAGGUCUAAGAGGCUUGCUUUUGUCGGAUUAGUGGAUCCCAUAAAUCAGAAUCAGGAUCUGGUACCAGUUUGAUGUAUGAUUAUAUUACUUUUUUUUCUGUUUUUGGUUGAGGGAAGUAUGAUUAUUUACAUGUUAAGUCUUAAUCUUCUGUUUCUCCAAAUCAAAAUUUCCCUCUUCUCUAUUUAAUUUAAUGUUAAUAUUAAUGUCCUAAUAUUCCUCAAAGCUUCUUUUAAUCUAUCUGCUCCCACUUAUUUAUUAUCAUUUCAUCAUAAAAACUUUUAUAUCCCUAAACUAAAGCAAAAGAUA